UACGGAGGGACGUAAAUCACCUGCAGGCGAUUAUAAAUCAGCGGCUGAAUGCGCUGCUGGCCCAGCUCUCUGCUGUGUGUGUGUCUGUUUCUGCCCGCUUCACUUCGGGUAGAAUUCAAGUAAAUUUCAAUGUGAUGAGUCUCCACUCUAGUCCAAUCGAUGCAGCCUGUCAAGUCAAUAGCACCCGUAGUAUGUUAAUGGACUGACCAGAGUCCCCAUACAGCAUUAUUGCAGAACGCCCACAGUCAGUGGCCACAUGGAUGAGACCACUUCCUGAGCCGUGCACGAAAGGCAGAAGGCGUUUUCCUUUUCUUCUGUGGAUGAAGCAGGUUGACAGCACAGACGCCAGUGGCCUCUAUGCUCAGCAAACAGCCAGCGGAUGGACAGGAGCCCGGCCCCCUCUGGGCCGUCUCCAAAGUAUACAGCAACUCUUCUGGCGAUCGCCUGCUGCAAACAAAGCCGGGGGAGAGGAGACAGAUUGUCAGGAGUGGAUAGACUGACUGUUGCUGGCCUAAAUAUUUAUGUUACCUGUGUUUGCUCACUGUACCCAAUAUGGUCAGUAUUUGUGUACCUGUGAGCGUCUGUGAGCCCAAUAGCGAUACACCUACAAGGACUUCACACUAAUGACGGGCAUCAGGUCACGGAGAUUCUGGAGACACAGAGUCUGCGUGAAUGUUACAGUUCUGCAUGAGCACGGGUUGGGGGGAAUAUAAGAGGAAUCAGGGUCAGAGGUAUGAGACAGUAGGGUGACCAGAAGCGGGACCUGUUCCAGUACACAUUGGCACGGGAGACGGCGAGGAGGGCGGCCAGCAGGUGGAGCAGGGAUGGAUGCAGCCUGUAUGACGUUCUCUGUCUUAAUGACGCAGUCGGUUCCAGUCUGGGUCGGUCGGUGCCAGUUGGUGCCGCCCGGCGUCUGUGCAUCUGCGCCAUCAACCCCAUGACUGUAUGCUGCUGAGAGCAGGUGAAUGGGAAGGACCUCUCCAAGGGCAGUCAUGAUGAGUCCGCGGAGAUGUUCCACUCUGCCAAGGACCCCAUCGUGGUCCAGGUGCUACGCCGGAGUCCCAUCGCCAGGGGCAAUGGCACCUCUCAGGAAGUCCACGUGGUGGACGUGUGCACGCAGACAGACAUCACAUUCGAGCACAUCAUGGCCCUGGCCAAGCUGCGACCUCUGACCCCGCCGGUGCCUGACAUCUGUCCCUUCCUGCUCUCUGACAGCUGCCACUCCCUUCACACAAUGGACCGUGAGUGCUACGGCAGCCCAGACUACCUCUCCAACAUGGUGCCCGAUGGGGAGAGAGCAGAGGAAUUUGAGUAUGAGGAAGUGGAGCUCUGCCGGCUGAACAGCCAGGAGAAGCUGGGCUUGACGCUCUGUUAUCGGACCGAUGACGAGGACGAUGUGGCCAUCUACGUUAGCGAGGUGGGGCCGAACAGCAUUGCCGCCAAGGACGGCCGCAUCAGAGAGGGGGACCGCAUUGUACAGAUAAACGGGCGUGACGUGCAGGACCGGCAGGAAGCAGUGGCUGCUCUCUCCAGUGAGGACUGCAGGAAUCUCAUCCUGCUGGUUGCCAGGCCAGACGUCCAGAUGGAGGAGGUCUGGCUGGAUGAUGAACACAGUGACCUUCUAGAGGAGCUCAAGAGGGAGAUGCUGGAGGAGGAGCAGCAUUCGGUGGAGCAGUCCAAGAGUUUGGAGGAAGAUGACAUCACUACAGAUGUUGCAACAUGCUCAUCCAAUAACCAGGACAGUGGGAUGGGUCGUUCAGACAAGAGUAUGCAGUACAAAGGGUGUUCCAAGCCGGCAAUCUUAGCCCAAGUCCAUAAGAAAUUGGCUCAGUGUGUGCAGGACAAGCAGGAUCAGCUCUGGUCCAAUCCUCGGCCACAGUGUGUCCAGACCCUUGUGUCAGGAGCACACCUGAACUCGCUCUGUCCUGAGGUACCAGAGGAGAACGAUGAGGAUGAGGAAGAUGAGGAAACGGAGUGCGACCACUUUCAGCAGCUGCUGGAGCUUAAGUGCCACAUCCGGAACAGUGGCGAGUACGGCCUGUACUAUAGCCGGCACAGCACCAUUGAGUGCAGCCUAUCUGAGCAAGAUGGCGUGGGCCGGGAGCUACAGCUCCUCAACGAAGAGCUGAGGAGCAUUGAGCUGGAGUGCCAGAACAUCAUGCAGGCUCACCAGCUCCGCAAGAUCCGGGACCCAAACCAUGACUGGGCUUCCCGGAGCCAAGGAUGCACCAACCUGCCAAGAGGCAAGUUGGCUGACAUCAACGAGCACCCUGAGAAGUCAGACAAAGACAGUUCGAGUGCCUACAACACGGCAGAAAGCUGCCGCAGCACACCCCUAGUCAUGGACCGCUCUCCUGACCAUGCGUGGCACUCAGUCGACCGCUCGCCGGACCACUCCCUACAGAGGCGAGUCCGGAUCACCAACCAGAAGAACCUCAGCAGGACUCGUGCUGCUGGCCACAGCCAGCCAGCUGCCGGACCAGCAGCUACCAGCAGCCCAGAACCAAGCAACCCCUCAGAGUCUGACCAGCCCCUACCAGCAGAUGACGAGGGCUGCGGGCAGGAUGAGGCCCAGGUAGCAACGGAUGCCCACCUGUCACCAUACCACAGCUCCCAGCACCGGCACACGAAUAUCCCAGCCCAUGCCCAGCACUACCAGAGCUACAUGCACCUGGUCCAGCAGCGUUCUGCUGUUGAGUACGCAGAGAGCCAGCUCAGCCUGGUGGCCGUAGAGCCCAAGAUGGAGUGGAAGGUGAAGGUGCGGAGUGACGGCACUCGGUACAUCACCAAGAGGCCAGCACGGGACCGUAUCCUGCGUGAGCGGGCGCUGAAGAUCCGCGAGGAGCGCAGCGGCAUGACCACGGACGACGACGCUGCCAGCGAGCUCAAGCUGGGCCGCUACUGGAGCAAGGAGGAGCGCAAGCAGCAGCUGGCCCGGGCCCGGGAGCAGCGGCGGCGCCGUGAGUUCAUGCAGCGCAGCCGGCUGGAGUGCCUGCGGGAGGCGCCGCAAGCCGCAGCCGAGCCCCGCCAUGAGGUCAGCAUCAUCGAGCUCAGCCACAAGAAGAUGAUGAAACGACGUAACAAGAAAAUCCUGGACAACUGGAUGACCAUCCAGGAACUGAUGACGCAUGGGGCCAAGGCUCCGGAUGGGGCGAAGGUGCACAACGCCUUCCUGUCCGUCACCACUGUGUGAGACGCACUCUACCACAUGCGGUGUUAAUUACUUGCCUCGUUCAAUGUGGCAUUUUUAUGAGGAAAAAGAUAUUUUAACAAUUUGUAACCCAGGUAACAUUUUAUAAACAAAAUUUUUUAACUGGCAUUCGUAGGUUUUAAUAUUAUUUUCUUGUCAGCCAUCUCGUUUUCCUUUUCUUUGGCCUUAUAAAUGCUUUUGUGCAAAGUAAAAUUAAAACAAAACUGUGAUUGUUACUCUGCUUGUCACAUGACUUGACAUGACUAACAGCAGUAUUGCUGCAGAAUCCCAAAGUCUGGCUCUUUUCUACCCUGGUUUUAACUGUGGUGCCAAAUUGUCUUUUAAAGGGACACUCUGUACCCAGAACGUCUGACAACUGUUGUCUUGUAUGCUCUUUCACAUUCACAAUUAUGAGUUUUUCAAUAUUUUUAUGAACAGAAGACUGAAGCUUUUUUUAAAAGCUUUUCCUACCAUCUAUAUAAAUAUAUUGCUAUUGAUUGUAUGCUUGUAUGUAUUGUACAGUAAUUAUUCUCAUAAAUUUUAACUACCAUUGAGGGUUGUGGGAUUUGGUUUUUUAUUAUUUCUUGGUUAAUAAUGCCAAACAGUAUAUUGCAUUGCAUUUUAUUGCAGUUUAGCAGUGAAAUGCUACUGGUACUCAAUGUCUUCUCAAGAUUUGGGGAUAUGCAGGUUCAUACUCUUUUGCAAAAGUUUUUUAUUAAUAUAUUGCAGACUAAAUCUUGUAAAUGUGUCUGUUCCAAGUCAAUUGUCAAUGGUCUUAUUUGAAAUUAUAUGUAGUUGGCAAAAUUAUAGCCAGUAAAUGUGUCGUUGUGAUAAAGAAGCAUUUGUGAAUCAGAAAUAUAAAUAAACUAUUGUUUAUCUUAAACGGAAUAUGAAAA
Molecule: messenger RNA, 4086 nt
Organism: Brienomyrus brachyistius
Lineage: Eukaryota; Metazoa; Chordata; Actinopteri; Osteoglossiformes; Mormyridae
Product: PDZ domain-containing RING finger protein 4-like
Exons: 8
Coding region: 1010-3193 (727 amino acids)
Molecular function (GO): protein binding
Source: RefSeq, a predicted model, not a curated record